GAGACAUCGAAAAAAUGCAUAAUGGUGGCCUUCUAUGUGAUCGGCGUCAUUCUGAAGCUACCCCAUCAAUUAAGCCAAAACUUUCAAUGCCUCUUACUCGCUGCGCAAUUGCUAAUAGUGGCAAUUAUGGAGGAACACAUCAAGGAAGUGUGCCAACUCCAUUAUUUUGUGCAUCAUCAACAAUUAUACUAAAACCAGGUAAAACACCUCCAAAAGCAGGAGUGAACAACGAGAAUGACGCAACCGCAAUAAAUAAAGAAGAGGAUGAAGAAACGAUUGAGCAUUCAGGCAAAUGUAUUAGUAUUGGGAAUGGGAAAUAUGAGUUUUGGGAUACACCUUCAGCUUUAGUUGGCCGUGGCAGUUAUGGAAUCGUCUUUCGAGGAACUCAACUUUCUCGCCGUAAGCCUGUUGCCGUCAAACGAAUGUGGCGUAUGAAUGUUCGCCCAGAUGAGUUGGAAGCAAUGAAAUGUGUUCAUAAUGAAAACCUAGUUUCGCUUUUGGAUGUUUGUCUUGAUGUUAAUGACACAAUAAGUUAUUUGGUUAUGGAGUUGUGCGAUACUGACUUGGACAGGCAUUUGAAAGAUUCAUCUUGUGGUCAUUUGGAAUCAGCGGAUAUUCGUGUUGUUGUUGAGAGUGUUGCUCGUGGAUAUUUUGCUCUGUAUGAAAAACAUAUUGUUCAUCGUGAUAUCAAGCCUCAAAAUAUUUUACUUCUUUACAACAAAUUUUCUGAUAAGAAUGAACGUCGAAUUCAUAAUGCAAAAAUUACUGAUUUUGGCGUAUCUAGAGUACUUGCCGAUGAGAAUAUGGGACUUUGCAAUGUAGCUGGCACUCUUCUCUUUAUGGCACCUGAGGUUGGUGCUAAUCUAGUUGCUGUUAGUGAAUAUGAUCAUCGAGCCGACAUGUGGAGUAUUGGCUGUUUGUUUUUCCAAUGUUCGAGUGGGUUCACGCCUUUCGAUGAAGCUUCGCUUUGUCGAUUAUUUUUGCACUGCGCAUGCGGCAAUUUUGAUGGAUAUGAGGUCCCUGAAUUACCACCUGAAACGGAACCUGCCUUUCGACUACUAAUCUGCUCUUUGCUUCAAAUCGACAGUGUCAAAAGGCCAACUCCUCGUCAAUUAUUGGAUGCGGCUGAACGUUUAUCAUAA
Molecule: messenger RNA, 1142 nt
Organism: Meloidogyne enterolobii
Lineage: Eukaryota; Metazoa; Nematoda; Chromadorea; Rhabditida; Meloidogynidae
Source: the annotation of a GenBank genome assembly